CCUAUUCUCUUUGGUCCGGGCAAGUUUUGUCAAUCAAUUUUUAGUUGUACGCUGGUGGUUUGCCGGCUGCAGCUUUUACUCGAAUAUAUAGUGUAUUUUGAAUCAAAAUUUAGAUUCUUUGGAUGUAGUAAUUAAGCUAAAAAGUGUAAAGUAUGACGCUACUAAAAUAUUUCAUUGCUGCUGCAUUACUGUGUGCCCUUGAACUUCACUCUGCGCAGGCAAAAACAAACACAAAGAAUGCGGUGGUGGAAGGAAUUAAUGACAUGAAGGAGCUGAAAAAGCUGUUCCGUACAAAAAAUAAUGUAUUGGUUCUGUUCGUUUCCAAUGCAAAGGAGGCCCAGAGCACCGUGAAUGUAUUUCGCGAGGCUGCCGAAGUUAUCAAAGGACAGGGUACAAUGGUUUUAUUUGACUGCAGCAAUAGUGAAGUAAAGAAGAUCUGCAAGAAAUUGAAAGCUAAUCCUACUCCUCAUGCGUUGAAGCACUUCAAGGAUGGAGACUUCCAUAAGGACUAUGACCGACAACUGACUGUUACCAGUAUGGCAAAUUUUAUGAGAGACCCAACGGGUGAUUUGCCUUGGGAAGAAGAUCCUGUUGGGGUGGAUGUGGCACAUGUACCGGAUGCGAUUGCUCUCGGAAAGUUUCUGAAAAAAGAGGUUCGACCAGUAUUGGUGAUGUUCUAUGCCCCGUGGUGUGGUUUCUGCAAAACUUUGAAGCCGGAAUUUUCUGCAGCUGCUACUGAACUAAAGCCAAGAUACGUUUUAGCUGCCAUCGACGUGAAUCGACCCGAGAACUCAAUUAUCCGGAAACAAUACAACAUUACUGGAUUUCCAACUCUCCUCUAUUACGAAAACGGUCGCAUGCGACACACUUUCGAUGGGGAGAACAAUAAGGUUGGAAUUGUUGCAUUCAUGAAAAAUCCAAUGGCUCCUCCACCAGCGAAACCUAAGGAAGCGGAUUGGGCAUCGGAGCCAAAUUCGGAAAUUGUGCACUUGGGCAGUGCUAAUUUUGAACCUGCAUUGAAAGAUGAAAAGUCUGCAUUGGUAAUGUUCUAUGCACCGUGGUGUGGACACUGCAAGAAAAUGAAGCCCGAGUAUGAGAAAGCUGCCACUAUAAUGAAGGAGUCAAAGAUUGCUGGUGUACUAGCAGCGCUGGAUGCCACGAAGGAACAAGCGAUUGGACAACAGUUUGGUGUUAAGGGUUAUCCCACUGUUAAGUACUUUAGUAAUGGCGAAUUCAAGUUCGAUGUAAAUGUACGUGAAGCGGAGAAAAUUGUUGAAUUUAUGAAGAAUCCAUCGGAACCUCCUCCACCUCCAGCUCCUGAAGCACCAUGGGAAGAAGAACAAAACGAGGUGGUUCAUCUUAACGAUGAGACGUUUAAACCAUUUCUCAAGAAAAAGAAGCACGUAUUAGUUAUGUUCUAUGCCCCUUGGUGCGGUCAUUGUAAGCGGGCAAAACCGGAAUUUACUAACGCUGCUGAACAUUUUAAGGAGGAUACCAAAGUGGCUCUUGCGGCUGUUGAUUGCACCCGUCACAGCGGCGUUUGUUCUGCCUACGAGGUGCGAGGCUACCCUACACUAAAGUAUUUUAGCUAUCUUAAAAGCAUCAGGGAAUACGACGGCGGUCGAACUGCAGCUGAUUUUAUCAAAUUCCUCUCCGAUCCGGAUAGUCCAGCGCCCGUUAAGGCUUCGGAACCAUACGGUGAUUAUCCGGGAUCGGAUAAGAUUAUUAUCCUUUCCGAUGGGAAUACAGACGACACCCUGCAGAAAGAGGAUCGUGUCCUGGCGAUGUUUUACGCACCGUGGUGUGGUCACUGUAAGCGAAUGAAGCCAGAGUUUGCAGAAACGGCCAACUUGUUGGCCAAAAAUGGUGUCCCGGGUAAAGUUGCAGCAAUCGAUUGUACCGUGCACACCAAGACGGCGGAGCGAUUCGAUAUUCAAGGAUUCCCAACGGUAAAAUAUUUCGUUCGGGGGAAGUUUAUCAAAAAUUACGAUGGAAAACGCACGGCUCAGGCCAUGUACGAGUUUAUUCGCUCGAAUGGCGCGGUCAGCAAAAAGGACGAGCUUUAAAUGGCACUCGUGAAAGAAGAAAAUGUUUUGUGAUUUGUGAACUUGCGCAAAAAUGCUGGACUAGUGUCGCACAAAGGCGAGUGAUUCUUAACUGUAUCUGCCUCAGUUUUAUAUUCCUCCAAUCUGUCUGUAGAUAUUUUCUAUUGAAUAUUGUUUCAUAAGAGUAUUUUUGAAUGUUUUAACACGUCUGACGAUUUCCAGCACAGGCUAAUUGAAUACGUAUUAAGAACAUAAUUUUAGAAGAAUCAAAUCGAGUAAAAGACUUCCAAUAUGACACACUGUCAAUACUAGUUGCAUUUGUUUGAGAGCCCGUAAAAUGAAUGCGUGGAUGAAAUAUAAGUGUUUUAUUUUUUACAUGUA
Molecule: messenger RNA, 2426 nt
Organism: Topomyia yanbarensis
Lineage: Eukaryota; Metazoa; Arthropoda; Insecta; Diptera; Culicidae
Product: protein disulfide-isomerase A5
Exons: 6
Coding region: 153-2066 (637 amino acids)
Biological process (GO): protein folding
Cellular component (GO): endoplasmic reticulum
Molecular function (GO): protein disulfide isomerase activity
Source: RefSeq, a predicted model, not a curated record